GAACUCUCAUUUCUACAAAACAUGCAUCUCCUGCUCCUUGGAUCAUAGCCUUUCCUUCACUACUUUUAAGGUUCCCUAAAUCCCAUAACAUAACACUUUUCCUUAUCUAGAAAACAUGGCUAAUGAGCAAAUGAAGCCUAUUGCCACCCUUCUUCUGGUGUUGAACUUCUGCAUGUAUGCCAUAGUUUUGGGCAUUGGUGGCUGGGCCAUGAACAGAGCAAUAGAUCAUGGUUUUAUCAUAGGUCCAGAAUUAAAACUGCCAGCACACUUUUCACCCUUGUUCUUCCCAAUGGGAAAUGCUUCCACUGGAUUCUUUGUAACAUUUGCUUUGCUUGCUGGAGUUGUUGGUGCUGCAUCAGCAAUAUCAGGAAUCACUCAUAUCCGCUCAUGGACUCCUGAAAGCUUGCCAUCUGCAGCUUCAGUUGCUACCAUAGCUUGGACUCUUACACUCUUGGCCAUGGGCUUUGCUUGGAAAGAAAUUGGGCUUCGUGUAAGAAAUGCACGUCUGAAAACAAUGGAGUCUUUUAUAAUUAUACUUUCAGCUACACAGCUUUUCUACAUAUUUGCUAUUCAUGGUGCUGCUGCAUAUAGAAGAUAAACCGGAAGGUUGAGGGAAUAUGGUGGUGGUGGUGGUGGUGUUUUUUUUUUCCUUUUUUUGCUGUGAAGGCUUGUAUUGGUGUGCUUGUAUUUUUCUCUCCCUCUCUUUCUUUUUCUUUCCUCUUUAAAAGUCAAAGGAAAAUUAGCAUUGGAGUGUGGUUUGAAUGAUUGGAAUUGUAUGAAUCAAUAAUACAUCAUUUACAAGAGCAAUAAAGGAGAACAUGGUUGCUUUUAAGUUAUUUCAAA
Vigna unguiculata (cowpea) is the source of this 843-nucleotide messenger RNA. RefSeq names its product membrane protein PM19L-like. The record is from RefSeq and is a predicted model, not a curated record. NCBI's taxonomy places the organism in Eukaryota, Viridiplantae, Streptophyta, Magnoliopsida, Fabales, Fabaceae.